Protopolystoma xenopodis is the source of this 249-nucleotide messenger RNA. Lineage: Eukaryota; Metazoa; Platyhelminthes; Monogenea; Polystomatidea; Polystomatidae. The record is from the annotation of a GenBank genome assembly.
AUGCAUAAGUUGACCUUGAUACUGGCACGAGGCGGUCAAGUCGUCUUUGUAUCUGCGGCGCCAGAGGUGACUGCCCACCCUCGUCUCCAGGCGUCAUCGUGUCUGAUUCGUCCAGUCGGCCGACCAAGUGUACCUCGGGCUAUGGCCGUCGAAACGCUGAUCUGGCCGGGGCGACUCAAGUCGGCUGCUCACUUGUGUCGUCAACUGAACAGUGCCCCGGCAGACUUCUUGCAGACCAGUGGCCCCUGA